AUGAUGCAGAGCGCGAUGAUGCAGAACCAGGCCAUGCAGAACCAGACGAUGCAGAGCGCGAUGAUGCAGAGCGCGAUGAUGCAGAACCAGGCCAUGCAGAACCAGACGAUGCAGAGCCAGAUGAUGCAGACAUCUGUAGACUAUAAUAAUGGAUACACGAUGCAGACAUCAGUAGACUAUAAUAAUGGAUACAGGACGCAGAUGCAGGAACAGCAGAAUAAUGACUACACCAUCCAGGAGGACGAGUGGGACAGAGACCUGCUCCUGGACCCCGCCUGGGAGAAACAGCAGAGAAAGACCUUUACAGCUUGGUGCAACUCUCACCUGAGAAAGGCCGGGACCGGGAUCGAAAACAUUGAGGAGGACUUCAGGAACGGACUGAAACUCAUGCUGCUGCUGGAAGUCAUUUCUGGUGAAAGACUUCCCAAACCAGACAGAGGGAAAAUGCGCUUCCACAAGAUUGCCAACGUCAACAAAGCUCUGGAGUACAUCACCAGCAAAGGAGUCAAGCUGGUCUCCAUUGGAGCUGAAGAGAUUGUGGAUGGAAACAUUAAGAUGACUCUGGGAAUGAUCUGGACCAUCAUCCUGCGAUUCGCCAUCCAAGACAUCUCAGUGGAAGAAACCUCUGCUAAGGAGGGUCUUCUUCUAUGGUGCCAGAGAAAGACUGCCCCCUACAGGAAUGUCAAUAUCCAGAACUUCCAUGUCAACUGGAAGGACGGCCUUGCGUUGUGUGCCCUGAUACACAGACACCGUCCUGACCUCAUCGACUAUGCCAAGCUCAACAAGGAUGACCCUCUGGGUAAUCUGAACCUGGCCUUUGAAGUGGCAGAGAAACACCUGGACAUCCCCAAGAUGUUGGAUGCUGAAGACAUCAUCAACACCCCCAAGCCCGAUGAGAGAGCUAUCAUGACCUAUGUCUCCUGCUUCUACCAUGCGUUUGCUGGAGCAGAACAGGCAGAGACAGCAGCUAAUCGUAUCUGUAAGAUUCUGGGGGUCAACCAGGAGAAUGAGAACCUCAUGGAGGAAUAUGAGACACUGGCCAGUCAGCUGUUGGAGUGGAUCCGUCGUAUGACCCCCUGGCUAGAGAACAAGUCCCCGGAGGCGACCAUGGCGGCCAUGCGCGGUAAACUGGAGGACUUCCGAGACUACCGUAGACAACACAAACCCCCCAAGGUGCAGGAGAAGUGUCAGCUGGAGAUCAACUUCAACACCCUGCAGACCAGGCUGAGGAUCUCUAACCGGCCCGCCUUCAUGCCCUCUGAGGGACGCAUGGUGUCAGACAUCACCAGCGCGUGGACGGGCCUGGAGCAGGCAGAGAAGGGCUAUGAGGAGUGGCUGCUGAGUGAGAUCAGGAGGCUGGAGCGUCUCAACCACCUGGCUGAGAAGUUCCAGAUGAAGGCUACUACCCACCAGGACUGGUCUGUAGGUAAAGACAGUGUGCUGUCUCAGAAGGACUACGAGUCCUGCUCUCUGACGGAGGUGAGAGCUCUGCUCAGGAAACACGAGGCCUUUGAGAGCGACCUGGCCGCUCACCAGGACAGAGUGGAACAGAUCGCUGCCAUCGCACAGGAACUAAAUGAGCUGGACUACCAUGCUGCCUCGUCCAUCAACGAGCGCUGCCAGGGCAUCUGUGACCAAUGGGACCAGCUGGGGACCCUCACCCAGAAGAGGAGGGAGAACCUGGAGAGGACGGAGAAGCUGCUGGAGACCAUCGACCAGCUGUUCCUGGAGUUCUCCAAGAGGUCAGCUCCCUUUAACAACUGGAUGGAAGGAGCCAUGGAAGACCUGCAGGACAUGUUCAUAGUUCACACUGUGGAUGACAUCCAGAGCCUGAUCUCAGCCCAUGACCAGUUCAAGGCCACCCUUCCGGAGGCUGACUGUGAGAGACAGGCCAUUCUGAGCAUCUACACGGAGGUGCAGAAGAUCGCCCAGAGCUACGGCAUCUCUCCCAACCUCACCAACCCCUACAGUGACAUCACACCAGCAGAGAUAGGACUCAAAUGGGACAAGGUGAAGAAGCUGGUUCCCCAGAGAAACAGUAUUCUCCAGGAGGAAGCAGCCAGACAACACGCCAACGAACAUCUCAGACGUCAGUUUGCUGCCCAGGCCAACAUCAUCGGACCGUGGAUCCAGACCAGGAUGGAGGAGAUCGGUCGUAGUUCCGUCGACAUCGCAGGUUCUCUGGAGGACCAGAUGAGUCAACUGAAACAGUUUGAACAGGUCAUCAUCAACUACAAGCCCAACAUCGACAAGCUAGAGGGAGACCAUCAACACAUCCAGGAGUUCCUGGUCUUCGACAACAAACACACCAACUACACCAUGGAGCAUAUCCGUGUGGGUUGGGAGCAGCUGUUGACCACCAUCGCUAGAACCAUCAAUGAGAUCGAGACCCAGAUUCUGACGCGUGACGCUAAGGGCAUCAGCCAGCAACAGAUGAACGAGUUCCGCCAGUCUUUCACUCACUUUGACAGGAAGAAGAAAGGAGGCAUGGAGACAGAUGACUUCAGAGCCUGUCUGAUCUCCAUGGGCUAUGAUCUGGGAGAGUCUGAGUUUGCCCGCAUCAUGUCUCUAGUGGAUCCCAACGGGUCCAACAAGGUGACCUUCCAGUCCUUUGUUGACUUCAUGACUAGAGAGACGUCCGACUCAGACACCUCAGAGCAGGUCCUCGCCUCCUUCAAGAUCCUGGCUGCUGAUAAGCCCUUCAUCCUGCUGGAGGAGCUGCGUAGAGAGCUGCCCCCAGAGCAGGCAGAGUACUGCAUCGCCAGGAUGCCCCUCUACAAUGGGCCUGAUGGGGUCCCAGGGGCUCUGGACUACACUGUCUUCUCCACUGCCCUCUACGGAGAGAGCGACCUCUAGCUUCACACUCCAGAAAUGCACCCUGACCUCGUAUCAGUCUCGCCCCAUUUUUGUUCCACACAUUUACAUCUAAAUUGAUUUUGACCGGUACUAAAGGGUAGUUAUGUUUGAGAAAUACAAAAAGCAUUUUAAAGCCGUUUCAUGAGUGUAUGAUUUCUGAAGAGUAGGGAGAAAUAUUUAUUUCAAGGGACUGAGCAGGAUUCAUUCACUAGAUUUAAAAAAAAUGAUGACUCAGUAAAUGUGAAAUUACAUGUGAUUCACAUAAAAGUAACUUACACAUAAAAAGUAACUUACACAUAUAAAGAACCUACACAUAAAAGUAAUUUACACAUCAAAUGUAACUUACACAUAAAAAGUAACUUACACAUAAGAAAAACUUACACAAAAAGUUACACAUAAAAAGUAACUUGCACAUAAAAGUAACUUACACAUGAAAAGUAACUUACACAUAAGAAGCGCUACUAAGUUAUUUGCUAGAGAGGUUGGAGACCUAAAGAUACGAAGUGAUGAGAAGCUUGUAUUGUAUCAGUGUUUGCACUCUUCUAUAUUAUUACAUAAAAAACAGGGGAAGCUUUUGCCUCAUCUGUUCAGUGCCUAAAAUGAAUGAAAAAGGAGUAAUGUAUCAAUAUGCUAGUAUGCUAGUCUGGUCCCAGAUCUGAUCUCUCUAGCCUGGUCCCAGAUUUGAUCUCACCUAGCCUGGUUCCAGAUCUGAUCUCACAGCCUGGUCACAGAUCUGAUCUCACUAGCCUGGUCCUAGAUCUGAUCUCAGUAGUCUGGUCCCAGAUCUGAUCUCUCUAGCCUGGUCCCAGAUCUGAUCUCACUAGCCUGGUCCCAGAUCUGAUCUCGCCAGCAUGGUCCCAGAUCUGAUCUCACUAGCCUGGCCCCAGAUCUGUUCUCACUAGCCUGGUCCCAGAUCUGAUCUCACUAGCCUUCCAGAUCUGUUCUCACUAGCCUGGUCCCAGAUCUGAUCUCUCUAGCCUGGUCCAAGAUCUGAUCUCACUAGCCUGGUCCCAGAUCUGUUCUCACUAGCCUGGUCCCAGAUCUGAUCUCUCUAGCCUGGUCCAAGAUCUGAUCUCACUAGCCUGGUCCCAGAUCUGAUCUCGCCAGCCUGGUCCCAGAUCUGAUCUCGCCAGCCUGACCCCAAGAUCUGAUCUCACUAGCCUGGUCCAAGAUCUGAUCUCACUAGCCUGGUCCCAGAUCUGAUCUCACUAGCCUGGUCCCAGAUCUGAUCAAGCCAGCCUGGCCCCCAGAUCUGUUUGUGCUCUAAUCCACCCAGGCUACAUUAUAAUCCACCAAGGCUACAUUAUAUUCCACUCAGGCUACAUUAUAAUCCACCCAGGCUACAUUAUAAUCCACCCAGGCUACAUUAUAAUUCACCCAGGCUACAUUAUAAUCCACCCAGGCUACAUUAUAAUCCAUCCAGGCUACAUUAUAAUUCACCCAGGCUACAUUAUAAUCCACCCAGGCUACAUUAUAAUCCAUCCAGGCUACAUUAUAAUCCAUCCAGGCUACAUUAUAAUCCAUCCAGGCUACAUUAUAAUCCAUCCAGGUUACAUUAUAAUCCAUCCAGGUUACAUUAUAAUCCACCCAGGCUACAUUUACAUUUAAGUCAUUUAGCAGACGCUCUUCUCCAGAGCGACUUACAAAUUGGAAAGUUCAUACAUAUUCAUCCUGGUCCCCCCGUGGGGAAUGAACCCACAACCCUGGCGUUGCAAGCGCCAUGCUCUACCAACUGAGCCACACGGGACCCACCCAGGCUACAUUAUAAUCCACCCAGGCUACAUUAUAAUCCACCCAGGCUACAUUAUAAUCCACCCAGGCUACAUUAUAAUCCACCCAGGCUACAUUAUAAUCCACCCAGGCUACCAGUAUGUCAGAACUGCAGUGCUGUUUAUUGUCAAAACGAGUGAAAACUUGUGUUUCAUGAUUGGAGUCAAGUGAAGUUUCCCCUAAAGGCUCAUGUUGAGUCAGUCUAGCAUUUCUCCCAUUAAUGUUUAGGGUUAAGCUUGGGGGAGGAGAAGCUGAUCCUAGGUCUGUACCGAGGGGAAACUUUCACCCCCAGAGACUCAUGAUUGGACAGUAACUAGGCUGUGUUUGAUGCCAGAAACAAAAUAAUGUAACUGUAAAAUAACAAACUGUUUGUCUGGGUAAAACUACAAUCGUAGUCUCCUCAAAAACGCUGGUGUGGAAUCUGAAGGUAUGAAGAGUUACUAGUGUAAGGCAAACGAG
Messenger RNA from Salvelinus fontinalis (brook trout), 5085 nucleotides. Its product is annotated as alpha-actinin-2-like. The transcript has 21 exons. Gene Ontology annotation, molecular function: actin filament binding; calcium ion binding. Gene Ontology annotation, biological process: actin cytoskeleton organization; muscle cell development. Gene Ontology annotation, cellular component: cell junction; cortical actin cytoskeleton; cell projection. Lineage: Eukaryota; Metazoa; Chordata; Actinopteri; Salmoniformes; Salmonidae. The record is from RefSeq and is a predicted model, not a curated record. Bases 1 to 2856 code for a protein of 951 amino acids.